Molecule: messenger RNA, 2001 nt
Organism: Temnothorax curvispinosus
Lineage: Eukaryota; Metazoa; Arthropoda; Insecta; Hymenoptera; Formicidae
Exons: 2
Coding region: 1-2001 (666 amino acids)
Source: RefSeq, a predicted model, not a curated record
AUGGACGAAUUCUACUUCGGGGCCGAUACGAAAGCGGAAGCCCUGGAAAAGCAGCAACAGUUAGGAGGUCUUUGCAAGGCGGGCGGCUUCCCCCUGAAGAAGUGGACAGCCAACUCUACCGAACUACUCGAGAACAUACCCGAGGACGAUCGCUUGCCACGCCAGUCUCGCGCCUGUACAGACGAGCGGAUCACUCAUUCUGCGCUGGGACUUCUUUGGGAUCCGCUGGGGGACUGCUUCUUUUUUGCCGUCAAACCACCGGCGGAGGGUGCCGUGACGAAGCGCUCAAUUCUAUCCCAGACUGCCCAGCUCUUUGAUCCACUCGGCUGGCUCACUCCAACGAUCGUUCUCGCGAAGAUCUUCAUCCAGUCCGCGUGGCUAUUGGGCCUUGACUGGGAUGAACCUUUACCGGAAAACGGACCAGCUCGAUGGAUUAAAUUCAAGGCGGAGCUGCCGGUGCUCUUAAACAUAAGAGUCCCAAGAGCGCUAGCCAAGGGAACAACGAAUUACCUGAGGACGGUGCACGGCUUCGCUGAUGCGUCAGAGCGCGCGUACGCUGCAGUGCUCUAUCUGAGAGCUGAAGGCGAGGACGGCGAGAUCAAGGUAACACUGAUCACUGCGAAAAGUAAAGUUGCUCCUCUUAAGCAGGUGACCUUGGCGAGACUGGAACUCAGCGCGGCGGAGCUCUUGGCGAGACUCGCGAGACACUCGGUGGACGUUCUACGCCUGCAGGAUCUACCGCUGCACCUAUGGACGGAUUCAAGGGUGACUCUCGGUUGGAUUCAAGGACAUCCAUCGCGGUGGAAGACUUACGUAGCCAAUCGAGUCGCCGAAAUUCAGCGCUUAGUGCCAGAAGCCCAAUGGAAACACCUCCCUGGACGUUGCAACCCUGCGGACUGUGCAUCUAGAGGUCUGUUUCCCAGUGAGCUAGUCAACCACGAACUAUGGUGGCACGGUCCGAGCCUCUUGCAUGAAGGAGCAAACUCGGCAGCAGUGGAACAGAUCGAAGCACCCGACGAGUGCCAAACAGAGCAGCGAGCGCACACGUUGACCACAUCCACUGGAGAACCCCCCGAGGAACAUCCAAUGCUAUCACAGUACUCGACACUCCAUAAACUCCUGCGAGUCACUGCCUGGUGUCGACGAUGGUUACCUCGAGAGCACCAGUCGAAUGGAAACGGCCGCCGAGAUCCAGGAGAGGCGCACCGUCGUCCCUUAUCCGCCACGGAGAUCGACGACGCAGAAAAAUUGUGGAUUCGCCAUGUUCAAGCUAUUCACUACAAAAGGGAACUAUCUUUAAUUGCCGUAGAUUUCAAGGUUGACUGCAAGGGAUCACUUACCAAGCUCUCCCCGCUGCUGGACAAAGAAGGAAUGCUGAGAGUGGGAGGCCGCCUACGACAUGCAACCCUCUCCUUCGACGAGAAGCACCCAAUUAUUUUGCCUCCUCUAUCGGCUCUCACCAAGUUAAUUAUUGAAGCCUGUCACAGGAGAGCACUGCACGGAGGGACGCAACUGACACUCGGUAUCGUACGCCAGCGUUACUGGAUACCACGUGGACGCAACCUGACGAAACAAUGCAUCCGUCGCUGUAUCACUUGUGUGCGAUGGCGGGCGGCAUUGGCCGAACAGAAGAUGGCCGAUCUGCCUCGACCACGAGUAACUCCAGCGAGGCCGUUCCAAUACACAGGCGUCGAUUAUGCAGGACCGAUAUUUCUGAGGACAGCGCCCGGACGGGGCCACAAGGCGAUCAAGGGCUUUUUGGUGGUCUUCGUCUGCCUAAGCACGCGGGCGGUGCCGAUGCCGAACUCCGCAAACUCUUUUCCGCUAGCACGAAGGAAGGACGAUCCAUCGCAGAGGAGAUGGCCAACAACAGAGUACGAUGGCGAUUCAAUCCCCCUGGAGCUCCACACUUCGGCGGUCUGUGGGAGGCAGUGGUUAAAUCAGCCAAGCACCACCUGCGAAGGGUCCUCGGCGAUGCCACACUUACCUACGAAGAAAUGA